This is a messenger RNA of Pocillopora verrucosa, 4491 nucleotides long. RefSeq names its product gamma-aminobutyric acid type B receptor subunit 2. Gene Ontology annotation, biological process: gamma-aminobutyric acid signaling pathway; G protein-coupled receptor signaling pathway. The record is from RefSeq and is a predicted model, not a curated record. Gene Ontology annotation, molecular function: G protein-coupled GABA receptor activity. Gene Ontology annotation, cellular component: membrane; G protein-coupled receptor heterodimeric complex. NCBI's taxonomy places the organism in Eukaryota, Metazoa, Cnidaria, Anthozoa, Scleractinia, Pocilloporidae.
GAGUCACUUCAACAUCUGAUUGCUCAUGCAUUUCCUACGUAAACACAGAGCUUUUAGCCCUCAAGAAGUUUUAAAUGUUUUUGUAGCCAUCUAGCAGUGAAGACGGUUUCCGUUCAUGAACGCGUGGCGUGGUGGAAUUCAAAACCGUGGAGUGGCGUUGAAAAUUUCGGACGCUGGAAAGUUUCGGUGGGACAACAGCGCGAACGCAGUUUUUCUCUUCAAGGGAACAUGAACUACUUUUGGAAAUCUGUUCGCGCCGUGAGCUUCUUGCUUGCGUGUUUUGCUGCCAAUUUUCCAAUGCUGGAUGCCACGAAGACACUAUACAUAGGAGGUUUAUUUCCAAUGAGUGGUUCCUCUGUAGCUUCGGCAGGAAAAAUAUUUCUUCCUGUAAGCGAACUGGCAAUUGAUAUGGUGAACAACCGCACCGAUUUGUUAAACGGUUACCAAUUGCAGCUCAUAUGGAAUGAUACACAGUGUGACCCAGGACAUGCGACAAACUCGCUGUUUGAGUCCCUUCACACCAGGCCCCCAAUGAUAAUGCUCCUAGGGGCUGCUUGUUCAUCAGUGACCCGAGCCACUGCACAGAUCGGCAAGCUCUGGAAUCUUGUACAGGUGUCAUAUGCCUCCACUGCCAGCGAUCUAUCCAAUAAGGAGAAGUAUCCCAUGCUAUACAACAUUGUACCACCUGACUCUGCAUAUAACAACGCGAGGAUAGCUUUCUCAAAGCACUUCAAGUGGAAGAGAAUUGCUACUAUUCGACAAAAUAGUUACGUCUUUGAUGAGGUUAUGGACAUGCUCCAAGAAGAUCUUAUAAACAACAAUUUCGAUCUUAUAGCCACAGAACUGUUUAAUGACGAUCCUAAGAUUCAGGUUGAAAAUCUGAAGAAGAGAGACGCCCGCAUCAUUGUUGGGAUGUUCUACGAAGACAAGGCUCGGAGAGUUUUUUGCGAGGCAUACAAACAAGAAAUGUACGGAGAGCACUACAUGUGGUUGAUAAUGGACUGGUACGACAACAAACCCUGGUGGCUCGUUAAAGAUGAUAAAAUUGAUUGCACAGAAGGACAGAUGAGAAUGGCGACCGAGGGCUACUUUUCCGUUGAGAGUGCACGGAUUGUUUCCAACCAGGAACCCACUAUAUCAGGAAUGACCUCCGAAAAAUUUCUACAAACCCAUGUCAAGCCAAGUGGAAACAACACCGAUCUUUAUGUUCCCUUCGUGUUUGACUCCAUGUGGACGAUUGCUCUCACAUUAAACAAGUCUAUGAGUGAAAUCCGCAAAACCUUGAACAGAUCUCUAGAAGAUUUUACCUACCAAGACAGUGGCAUGGCGCAAAUUUUCAAGCAAACGUUGAAAAACCUGGAAUUCCAAGGGAUUACGGGAAAAGUGACGUUUUCAAGUAAAGGGGAAGGAACGAAGCCCUCAUACAUAAAACAAAUGCAAAACGGAAUUUCGAAGAUAUUGGGCACAUACCACCCUGAUACCGAUAAAAUUGUGUUGGAUGGUGCUCAAGUGUUAUGGAAAGGUGGCGCUCCUCCAACUGAUGGCAAAGUUACCAUUUAUGAGAUACAGCACGUUUCUACGCCACUGUUUUGUGUCAUCGUUAUUUUGACCAGCGGAGGCAUUUUAUUGGCGGCGUACUUCCUGCGAUUCAAUUUUGUUCGACGAAUGCAACGCCAUAUCAAGUUAUCAAGUCCAAACCUUAACAACGUGAUAAUCUUAGGAUGUGUAUUGAUCUACAUAUCUGUUUAUAUGAUCGCCAUCGAUGGUAAAUUGGUGGACACCAGCACACUAACGGGCCUGUGCAGGGCUCGAGGUUUUCUCUUGUCCGUUGGUUAUAGUCUAGCGGUUGGUGCAAUGUUCUCAAAGCUGUGGCGAGUGUAUCAGAUUUACAGCAACUUUAGACCUAAAGAAAAGACACUCAAGUAUAAGGAACUUAUUGGUUUCAUGGUAGUUCUGGUACUGAUUGACAUAGUUGUAAUGUCUCUGUGGAUUGGAGUGGAUACACCUGAGAUUGUUACAACUGACAUACAGUCGCAGAUUAAGGAAGAACCUCAUUUUAGAAUUAUACCACAGGAGCAAUACUGUACUUCCAGAUACUUCACCACUUGGUUAUACAUUCUGCUCGGCUACAAAGCUCUCUUAUUGGUGAUUGGAUGCUUAAUCGCAUGGGUCACACGUGAGGCAAAAGUCCGCCUGCUCAAUGACUCGCGUUACGUGUGCAUGAGUGUGUAUAAUAUAAUACCUUGCGCUCUGGUGGGUAUACCGCUGGCCUUCCUGAUUGAUGGUCACAUUAACGCGCUUGUGGCGUGUGUCUCGUUUUUUCUGCUCCUUCCUACAACAGUGACACUUUGUUUGCUUUUUGUACCGAAGAUUUUGAAGCUCAAAAAGAAUGCGGAGGAGCAAUUUCGGAUAUCUGCUCUACAAUGUCCUACACGAAACGUAAUGGAAGUAAAUUACGAUUCGCUUGAUUCAUCUCAUUCCGUCAAUGAUCCCAGUGCGGAUUCAAAACUUCAGGAAGAGAUAGCCACGCUCAAGAAAGAAAUACGUGCAAUUAAACUUAAACACGGAGAAAAUGCAAUUCCAAACCUGUCGGUUAGAAUCGCCGACCCCGUUGAAAAUGGUCGGGAGGGGAAAUCUUUCGCUCAACUGCCUGUAAGACUGCUGACUAGACCACAACUUAACAAGCGGGCAGUUACGUGUCAUACCACUCAAGAAUUGUGCGUUCGAAAGAGGCGUAAACGUCGGUCAUCCUCGUUUUCCGGACCGUAUUUGCAACGGGGAUCACUCGACAUUGGGUCGUUCUUUGCCGAGCUCGCUGAUCCGCUAUUGGUGCUGAAAGCGGAGAACCGAGAACUGAACAGAAAGCUGCAAGAGGCGAGAAUUUCCGAGGCGGGAAAGCUGGCUAAAGUGUGGCAUGAGAAUGCGCAGCUUCACCGCAAGAUUGUGGAGCUCAACCUCAAGAGUGCUCCGAGCGAAGAGGCUGAAAAAGUGUCACGCCUUCUUAAGGAGAACGCGGAGUUGAAGAAGCAGUUGGGAGAAGUCAGUAUUUUGAAUUCAGUUUGGUGUGAUGUAACGCCUCAAAUACAGAGAAAACAGAACGAAGAUAGAAAAAUUUCGAAAGAUUUAAGAGAGCUUCAGCAGCUUCUUAGUGUGGACCUCGGUGGUCGCAGACCGGGAUCUUUCCGUCCAUCUUCUGUCUCAAGACCACCUCCCAUUGGCCGCUCCCAGUCCUCGUCCGAGUUGCACUGCAACUGGAACGGAACCCCAUGUGGUGACAAGAAAAGACCCAUUAGCCCUCUUGCAAUAACCGCCGUGAAACGAUUUAGCUUUGAGGGCAUCGACAAAAGACAAGAUUUCUGUGCAAGCACUGAAAAUCCAAGAGCUGGAACAACGACGGCGGAGGCUGAAGCAGUUAAAUCUUUAACGAUUGUAUCGGAAUCUCCUCAAGCUGUGAUAAGCGAAACCAGAAGCACGGGAAAAGCUCCCUCUAUUAUUCGUAGAGAUAACAUAGAUGGUUGCGAGUCGAAGAAAGAAAUUUCUGGCAUCGGCGAAAGAACCAAUGUGGGAUUUAGCAGUGAUGAGGAUGAAGAUAUAAUUCAUUUGAAGUCGGUAAAUAAAAUGGAUGAAAAUUUUGAAAAACCUUGCAUUUUCAAUCACGAGAAAGAAGAUGUUGUGAUGAGCAGCCAAAAUGCAAUUCCGAAGAUCGUGCGUCAGGAUCGGCUCUUUUCGUCAGAACCAAAAGACCAAAGCAUUUCCGAUCCAAAGUCGAAUUCUUAUCGUGAAACAUCUGACGAAAGUGUUCAAAACCUUUUUGGUGUAGAGACUUCUAGAGUGGUACUCGAUGAAAAUGACAAUUUGCAAAGUACUGUAAUACUACAAAACCCAUUAGUGGCUAAUGAUUUCGAUACAAAUCAAGAAUUUCACGAGGAAUUAAGGAACUUUUCAGGUCAGACUGAAGAAAAAGUGGAAUUGUCAGACUCAAAGACACUUGAUUCCCCAGUACAUGAGGCAAAUCCUACGCGAACACAGAAAGCUUCAUGUGACCGAAGUGCAAAGGACUUUCCGGCUUACAUGAGGAAAGUGCAAAGAAAGAAGGAGAAAAAGAAAAAUGACAAAAUAGAAAAAAUAUUCUUUGUAUAAUCAAUUCUGACAAACAAACUCGUCAAUCAUCAAAGUAUUUGUUUAACCAAUCAGUGUGAUAUAAAAGCGUCAAGGGAAAAAGAAAAAACACGGAGUCUUAUCUGAAAUAUAAAGAUGCAAAAAAAAUCCCUCCUGUCAUCCAUCAUCACUCUGUCCCUCCCCUAAAAAUUAUGUGAUCCCCCGCCAAAUGAUAAAAAAUGGCUGGCUCCUUAUUCAACAAUUAGUUGCCCCUGAGAUUAGGUAGAGGCUGCCUAAAUGCACCAAGCACAGUCUGUUAGAAGAAGACGCAUUAAGAGUUCGAAUCUUAUGACAUAAAACUACGACCUUCUGACAUGUUAAAUAUCAUCACGA